UAGCUGUCACUGAAAUUGCAUUUUUCAGUUUUCUAUUACAGAAUGCGUAAAAUGUUUGACAACGAGCAGAACUUUUAGUUUUUAAUGUAGUAUUGCUUUCAAUGUAUGAUGAAAAAACGACAAGAUCCUGAUGAAGCUAGAAGUAAUGAGUUAGGGACUAUAGUUUGUUAAAAAAUGGAUUCGUUUUUCGGUUUCGACACUAGUUCGCCUGGGGCUGAGGAUGAAGAAAUUUCUCCUAAAAAAUGGACAGAUUCGCGAAGCCGUAAUUCCGAGGAGGAAUACGAUGCUCUGAAUGAUGAGACCUUUGGGAAUCCGGACAAGAGUGACUGGGAAAAUAUUCACGAAUCGCUAGUGCGAUUGGAACGAGGCAAUGUUUUGCAUUCGAAUAAAGUCAGCAAUGGUAAGGAUGUGUUCAUAGAUGAUGAUCUAGAUAUACAUUUGUCGAGAUUCGAUUCCGGCGACGGAGAGGACAGUACAAGCAGUACUGCCGAUCUAAGUUUUGAUGACGACCUCCGCAAUAAAUUGCGAUUGGAUUCGAGUAUCUGGGAUGCCCCUGUUAAGCAGAUUAACUAUGAUUUACAAAAUACGUUUCCGAAUCUAUUGAGGAAUUCCUUAUACGAAACGCCAGCAUCUAAAUCUGAGUUACCCGUUUCCCAAGGUCCGAUUGAAAUGAUAUCCGUAGAAGAUAUCGAGAGAAAAAUCAUCCAGAAACAGUUAGAAGAACGACUGAAAAAAGAACGUCGACAACAAAAAUUACAGCUAAACCAGAAAAACAAAAAAAUCGAAAAGCUGGUGCCCGUUCCAUCAUUGAUGAACCUGCCAUUACAGCCGAUGGUGCCUCCUGUACAGUUGCUUGCUGUUAGAAACCAAAUGUUUCCUCCACCGCCCCUCUUGAACCAUCAAUCCCGUAUACCGAUUGGAUUUUUACCGUACAACUUCUUACCACCACAUUAUACUACACCAAUAAACAACAUUGCAUUGCAUCCUGGAUUUCCAACUAAUCACCAAUUCGGUUUGUUUUCCCAACAGCCUACUCAAUUACCCGCCCAGCUGCCCCUGAUUCACAACAUUCAGAAUAAUCAAUUCAACAAGCGCCUUGUGGAGGAAAUUCAACAGAAUCAUCCAAUGCUUAUGUUCAAUCGUCAAAACCCACAAUACAACAAUCAAAAACAUCACAACAUGUCUAAAGGUCACGACCGAUAUGCGAAUUUUAUGUCGAACCGAGAAAAACAGUGGCUGAUUGGAAUACAACUUACGCAACUCAAUUCAGGAGCGCCAUACAUCAACGAUUACUAUUUUACUGUGUAUAAAGAUAGGUUGGCUUUGCUGAAAGGUGACAAAGAAAGCAAGGCACACAAGGAUAACCAACUGAAUCAUCCGUUCACUCAGCCUAAAGGACAUGCCCAGCUACUGUUGAUGUCUUCACUAGCAAGAAACUGUGCAACAUUGAAUUCUAAAGGUGGUCAACGGGAACGUAAGGGUUCCGAAUCGAAAUACAACAACGACCAAAAGGAGCAACAACAAGGGCGAACGUACGCACCGUUGCAGUUUGAAAACUCACUCGGAAAGCUGCAGUGUGGAAGUGUGACUGCUCCACGUAAAAUAAUAGAUAUGGAUGUAGUCGGUAAUGAGAUCACGAAUGAGGGGAACGCUCGUUUGGAACUGUCAAUGCAGAGAAAGUCCCGACAUGUUUUGCUACACAUCGAAACAUUGUUCCAAGUAGUUCUUAGGAUGGAAGAUUUAAGAAAUCCCAUUGCCAUAGAAGCUGUUCUGCUUGCUAAAGAAAAGUGCGAUGUUUCGGCUUCCGUUGAGUUAACAAACUCAUCUUUUUCAUCUAACACGAAACCAGAGACGUUUGAUGAACUGCUGAUUGUGCUGAUUACCGGAUUGACUCAGGAUAAAUUAUUGCCGAUGUUGGGCGUGCGAAAGGGAAAAAUUCUUUUGCGGCGAAUUUUUGCACUAUUGCGCGAACAUUCCUGUCGUUGGGACUUGUGGUCUACUACCUUUUCGUCGAUUCCUUUAUUGGCAAAAAAAGAUCGCGAUGAUCAAGAAGGCAUUCUGUUUGCUCUGUACACGGAGUUUGAACGUCACGUACAGUACAGUCAGUUUAAGGAUCUCCUCAAAAUAUCACAGGUCAUAGCGACGGAUAAAAUUCUUUCGCAUUUAGCAAGCUGUAAAUUUCUUCUUUCUUCUGUCAUUACGAUCAUCUUUAAAAUGGAAAGUUUUUUCGAUAUGAAACCAUGCGGUAUCGAAAAUAACCAGCAGGUCCAGUGGAUUCAAUGUUUGGAAUUGAUUACCGCUACAGCGGUUAAGCUGUUGAAUACGUCAGCACCGAUUCAGAAUCCUCAACACUCUAUCAAAAUCGAUCGUGAGAACAUCAUUAUACGUACCAUGCGAUCACACUUCGAACGAUUUCCGCAGCGAGUGAAGGGGAAUGACUUUCUUGGUUUCAUCACAGCCGAUCCUCUCGUGGCUGGCAGCGGUGGAAAAGCGACAUAAAUUAUAGGCUAAGGUAAUCUGCCGUGAUACGCAUAACAGUCCCACCUGCAUAGGAAACCCAUAGCAAAUGGGACUGUUAUGCGGAUCACGGCAGUAAUGUAACAAGACAAAUCUAAGAUCAUCAUGAUAGGCCACAGACACACAGGAAGAGCAUUUUUUUUCUUUUGCUUGUAUUUCCGAUGAACGAAAAUUGAAGUAAUCUCGUUGUAUAGACUUUAAAAAUGUACACUUUAUCUUGAUUCCAGUCUCGUGAGCUCAGCGAACAUGUUUUUUAUCGAUGCGAUAUUACAAGUAGUAUAGAGUGAAGUAAUUUGAUGUAGGCUGUUACCAAAAACGCAUGAAUGCAUUGGCACUUGAAUUUUGUAUAAAAUUGGCUGAAUUCUGUACUGUUACUUCAUGUUGUAGAAAACAUAGAAACAGUUUCAAAAAUAAAAAUGUUUAUUAGUUUGGUGUUGAGGUAUUCAACAAGAAUGGUUUGUAUGAUUUUAUAAGAUGUUAGGGAAAUUUAUCCCAGUUCAUGAUUCGAACGGUUUACUAAUGCAUUUCAAAAUACAUUUGUAAAUAGGAUUUUGCAAAAAAAAAAACGGCGGACAGUGGGAAUUUGCAACUGUGUUAAUUUUUCAUUCAAAUUACUUAUACAUAGCUGUGUGUAUUGUACAUAAUGAAAAUAAAUGUUUUUAUUUUUAGGAAAUCGACGGAAUUAUAAUUAAGUAACUGGAAUGAGAUUCCAAUUUAAAACCAUAAUUUAGUGAUUGGGUCGUUCUCGCUUAUGCCGACUUCUAAUGAGCCGCAAAAAUAUAUUGAACGCUAUAAACCCCUAUAAACAAAACUUUUUGACUGAAAGCCUAAAUAAGCUGAAUGUAAACUAUAAGAAAUCCAAGUUGCCCUAUUAGUAGUAAGUGAUAGUGAUAUGUUUAGUACUGGAUCACAUCUAUUCGUCACUAUUCAUGUUUUGCUAAGAAAUUCUGCAAAGGUAUUGGAAUUAAAACAGAAGACAAAAUCAAGUAAAAUUAGAAUUCGUAUUUUAAAUAAGCAGUUAUUGGUUUGAAACGAUGUCGCUUUGCUGUACUAUAGUUGCAUUACAAAUUUUAAAGUAUUGCGUAUGGGAAUAAGUUCUUGUCCACUCGAAAAAUCAUCGUUUUUAUUUAGAUAUGAAUACAAAUAUCCUUUCUAUUCAAAGUAUUUUCCUUGGCCCUUGGGCGGUGUUAACCAUUUCCUACCUUUCUGGUAGUCAACGAAUACCUCGCUAGAGAAAUUCCGACUUUAUUAUUUCAAACUAAUCAUAAAGUCGUUUCUUCAAAUUUUCAUGUGAAGUGAAUAGCCCUCCAGAAAGGUCGGUGAAUACGGUAGGUGGGGAAACAUUUCCCAGUGUACUGCUUACAAAUAGGCAAAAACUAGUUUUGCUAUCUUAGGCCAGGUAUUCUUGUAAAGCAACAAGUAAACGAUACCAUUCCACAGCAAUGAAGCAGGUACUUCCCGCGUGUCAUUUUAAGACCCUACAAAAAUGUAUUCCACAUCGUGAACAAAGGAUAACAGCUGCUUUUGAAAGGACAUCCAUACACUUUCAAGAAACGGAAAGAGCUGCUUUUUACACACAAAUCUUAUACUACUAGUACCAUCCUGAAAAGGGCAACAACUUAUUCCCAUAUCUAAUGGAUUUAUGAUGUGAAAAAUUUCCUUUGUCUAGGAAACAUACGCAAAACAGUAAAGUAUUAGCUUACAUUGAAUUGUGCUUAUAAAGUUCCAAUAUAAUAAUUUAAGUUUGCACUACAAGGGCAUUCUAACGUUUAAGAGCGGUUUCAAGAGUGUCAUUGAGCCGUUACUGUUACUAGAUUUAUGAUUUUCAAAAUCACCUAUUCAGCCGUUAUUCGCAUAAUUAUCCCAUGUUCUACGGGAUUCCCUAUAUACAUGGGACUAUUAUGCAUAGAACAGCAGUAUUAAUGUUAAUUGAUUAGCUAUUAGAAGAAACUUCUCUUUGAUUGAAUGUGAAUCUUUAAAGUUUCGUUAUCACCAAAAAUACAAACCUAGGCGCUGUUCAUCCCUCAAUUUUGAAAUAAAUACGUUUUUGUUUCCUUA
Topomyia yanbarensis is the source of this 4575-nucleotide messenger RNA. RefSeq names its product protein PAT1 homolog 1-like. Gene Ontology annotation, cellular component: P-body. The coding region runs from base 175 to 2499 and encodes 774 amino acids. The record is from RefSeq and is a predicted model, not a curated record. The transcript has a single exon. Gene Ontology annotation, molecular function: RNA binding. Gene Ontology annotation, biological process: deadenylation-dependent decapping of nuclear-transcribed mRNA; P-body assembly. Lineage: Eukaryota; Metazoa; Arthropoda; Insecta; Diptera; Culicidae.